Messenger RNA from Mytilinidion resinicola, 372 nucleotides. Its product is annotated as anaphase-promoting complex subunit Apc5. The record is from RefSeq and is a predicted model, not a curated record. Lineage: Eukaryota; Fungi; Ascomycota; Dothideomycetes; Mytilinidiales; Mytilinidiaceae. The transcript is spliced from 4 exons. The coding region runs from base 1 to 372 and encodes 123 amino acids. Gene Ontology annotation, molecular function: ribosomal small subunit binding; RNA binding; translation initiation factor activity. Gene Ontology annotation, biological process: translational initiation. Gene Ontology annotation, cellular component: eukaryotic 43S preinitiation complex.
AUGUCCACUAUCGAAAACCUCAAGUCUUUCGACCCUUUCGCCGAGGCCGAGUCCGAGCCUGGCGAAACCCAGCAGUCUCAGAAUUACAUCCACAUACGCAUCCAACAGCGUAAUGGACGGAAAACCCUGACCACAGUGCAAGGGCUGCCCAAGAAAUUCGACCAGAAGAAGAUCCUCAAGGUCAUCAAGAAAAAGUUCGCUUGCAAUGGCACGAUCGUCAAUGACACGGAGAUGGGCGAGGUGAUCCAACUCCAAGGCGACCAGCGCAAAGAUGUCCACGACUUCCUUGUCGAUAAGAAGGAAGGCCUAGAGCUGGAUGCGAAGACCAUCAAGGUAAGAAGCAUGCAAGGCUGGCGUGUCCACGGUUUCUAA